Molecule: messenger RNA, 1051 nt
Organism: Musca vetustissima
Lineage: Eukaryota; Metazoa; Arthropoda; Insecta; Diptera; Muscidae
Gene: Hs2st
Product: heparin sulfate O-sulfotransferase
Exons: 6
Coding region: 7-1050 (347 amino acids)
Cellular component (GO): membrane
Molecular function (GO): heparan sulfate 2-sulfotransferase activity
Source: RefSeq, a predicted model, not a curated record
AGAAAAAUGUUGUUGACAAACAUCAAACAUUGGCUCUUCCUAAUGAGUACCAUAUGUCUGAUAGUCAUUGGAUAUUGGGUCUUUGGUACGGAUGUCAAAAUUGUUGGUAUGUAUUGUAUGUCUCUAAAACCUUUGACGAAUCCACGCCAACAAUCCACAUUGGGUGUCGACUUGGCCACAGACAUUUCAUUGGAUAAUUUCGAUUAUGAAGAACAAUUGGUGGUACUCUAUAAUCGUGUACCGAAAACGGGUUCAACAAGUUUUGUAAAUAUUGCCUAUGAUUUAUGUAAAAGGAAUCGUUUUCAUGUUUUGCAUAUCAAUAUCUCGGCAAAUAGUCACGUUUUGUCAUUACCAAAUCAGGUCUCUUUUGCACGAAAUGUCAGCAAGUGGCAUGAAAUGAAACCAGCAUUAUAUCAUGGACAUGUGGCGUACUUGGAUUUUUCAAAAUUUCAAAUAUCCCACAAUCCCAUCUAUAUAAAUCUAGUGCGUAAACCCUUAGAUAGGCUGGUAUCCUAUUAUUAUUUUCUACGCUAUGGUGAUAACUAUCGUCCGAAUUUAGUACGUAAGAAGGCUGGCAAUAAAAUUACAUUUGAUGAAUGUGUUAAACUGAAACAACCCGAUUGUGAUCCAAAAAAUAUGUGGCUACAGAUACCAUUCUUUUGUGGCCAUGCCGCCGAGUGUUGGGAACCUGGCAGCCAAUGGGCCCUAAAUGAAGCGAAAAAUAAUUUAGUUAAUAAAUAUUUUCUAGUUGGUGUUACGGAACAAAUGGAAGAUUUUGUUGAUUUGCUAGAGAAAUCAUUGCCAAGAAUGUUCCAUGGCUUCCGUGAAUACUAUCAACAUUCCAAUAAAUCUCAUUUACGCAAUACCCUCAACAAACGUCCACCCAGUGAAGAAACUGUGGCAGCUAUAAUGGAAUCGAAAAUCUGGAAAAUGGAAAAUGAACUCUACGAAUAUGCGCUGCAGCAAUUCGAAUUCAAUAAACGCAAAUUACUGCAGCCGGAUAAGAAACAAAUACAACGUUAUAUGUAUGAGAAAAUUAAACCGAAAUAGA